GAGACAAGUCAUCAGCAUGUGAAAGAAGCACGUCUACAUCUCAUUUGCGUUCUCUUGAUACUCUUAUUGAAUUGUUGUCAAGUACCCGUAAUGAUGUACAGAGAGCAUAUGAUCUUACAAGGACGAAAGCCUCGGAGCUUCUUGCCUUUAUGAUUUCCGAUCUAGAUCGGGAAUUUAGCUUUGAACAAUUACACUCAGUACCAAUAGCUUACGGGUUAAAGAGUUACAGUUUACCAACAUGCACAGUUAGAAAAAUGAUUGAGACCGUCCUGACUGAAAGUGCAAGAAGGGGACUUUAUAUUCCUGUCUGUUCUUUUGAUGGACAAUGGUGGAAAGUUGCUGUUCGUGAUGAACAAAACCGGCCUUUAACUGUUUUACAACUACAGAAAGAUGUUUACAACAAUAUAAGAAAACUUUCCAAAUCAGAAAUUGUACGGAUUUUAUCUUCAAGGAAUGUUGUAAGAACAAGAGAAAUUAAAUCCUUCGAUGAUUUGAAGAGCUCUGUGGGAUUCAAAAUCCAACAACAACCGCGUCCAGCAAUUUAUCUUUGGAGCAAUUCAGAAGAUAAAGCAUUUGUAAUGUCCCAAAGAACUGUCCAUGUGUUGAGAGAAAAAUCUAAAUGUCCAGAGAUAAGAGAAGAGACUCAGAGCGAGAUAGACAAUGGAAUAAUGAGGUGUCUUCCUACAGCAGUUGUUUCUCAGAUGGAUGACGAUCUCGUAAUGGAGGUGCAGUGUAUUGAAAAACAGAAUAGCUCACCCAGUUCCAAAUGUAGCGAUUUUGAUGACUUGACGGCAUUGUUUAGUGAAGAAAAUGAACCACAGGAUUUAAGUACAGAAGAACCUAGACAAAAUCAGAUGGAUAAUCCUGAGAAGACAAAUAUAAAUGCAGACUUGGAAAACUCAAAAUCCACGGAUUCAAGGCAAACGGACCCUAAAUAUUUACAUGUGAAUUUGUUUUCCAAGCUGCUAGGCAACAAUACUGAACUGCCUACUCCAACGUCAAGAAAGACCUACAAGGUUAACACACUCAAAGCACUGUGUAGAUCAUGCCUUAAUAAGAUACCUAAAGAAAAAUUAAACAUUGUGCUGUCGGAAAAUGUAUUUCCUGUAGAAUUAGAAAAAUGGUACGGAUCAUGUCCAUAUGGAAAGAACAUUAAUAUUGAAGGAAGUUCAUCUGAGAAAAGAAAGCAAUGGUACAGUUAUCCGGAAAUGAAUACUUGUGUGGGAUAUUAUGUUUUUAUGAUACUUGAUGCUUAUCAUCAACUAUGUGGACUACGGAGACUUUUAUGUUCAAACGGCAUCCCAGAAGCUGGAAUAUCAAACAAACCUUUGCACAAAGUUGCUGAGGAGAGUGAAUUCAAUGGAUGUGGUCUCAGUGUGGCUCUUGUGAAAGACAUGAUAGAUAAGCAGAGUGUCGCAUAUGCAGUACAGACAUUUUCGGAAAAGGUAGAGUCAGCAUUAAACGCAAUUGGAGCGCACGAGGAAGCAAAGUUCUGUUCACUAGUAAGACAUUGGUAUAAAGCGGAAGACGAUCCAGGAAUACCAGCUAUUAUUCGAUGUGAACACCGCCUUAAAUUUAGAGACUGGCUCUUGGACGGCAUCAAUUUUGGAGAGUUUCCUCCACCAGGCGCUUUUGUCAAAGGUAUUCCAGUUAUUUUGUAUGAAGGGCUAUUGACAGGAAUUGAACGUCGAAUACAACUAUUCCCACUAGUUAAAAGUGGCAGGUACAAUGUCCGGUGUAUUGGCAGCCUUGACGUAGAGAAUUUUUUUGGUGGGUUUCAAGACUACGAUCCUUGGGGAACUGGAGUUCUACGUCCAGAUUCUAUACCAACUGCCAUAAGUGUAGCUGCAGAGUUGCAAGAAGCUAGACUGGAUCCAUACAAGGUAUUCCAUAUGUAUACAAGUUGCAGCAAAGUCUAUCCCAGUACUACGUAUGACAUGAUAAUGGACAUUUCUCCUUCAAGCUUGUCUAUACCGAAGGAUAUAAGUAAUAUUAUUAUCAGAGACCACGGUUUUGAUAAACCUGAAAGGGCUCGUGGAGCCAGAAAAAGGAAAAGAGGAACAGUUAGUAAGCCAGAGGAACCGUCCGCGAAACCUCUUACGGUACGAGAAUUCCAUCGUGCACAUGAAGCAAAAUUGUUACCUCAUGUCAGAAGAGGGCUCCUUCUUAAUGAUGUUUAG
Saccostrea cuccullata (small rock oyster) is the source of this 2180-nucleotide messenger RNA. RefSeq lists its product as uncharacterized. The transcript has 4 exons. Lineage: Eukaryota; Metazoa; Mollusca; Bivalvia; Ostreida; Ostreidae. The record is from RefSeq and is a predicted model, not a curated record. The annotation marks the transcript as partial.